GGCUGCCGCCGGCUCCUCCUUCGAGCCCCCCGCGGCUGGGGAGCCGAGGGGCCGCGGCUGCUCCGUGUCAGAGGGGGACGCGCAGGGCCGCCGCUCACCGUCUGAGACUCCAGUUAAGCUAUUGCUGCAAAAUCGGAGCUUUCUGCGGCUGCUACUUCCAGCCUCCUAGCAUAGCACACUGUUUUCAGUACCCAUCUUGAGAGCCGAUUUGGCUGAGGUCUUGGGAAGACGUUAAGAAAGCUGCUGCUGACCUCUUCUGAGGUCUAAGGAGGAUGAAGAUUCAACACCCAAACCAGCAUCUGCAUCCCAGACAGUCACCUCAUCAGAGUCCGAGGCCUCACAGUGCAGGCCGCAGAUUGGAUCACCUGUGAAUGUGCAUGCUGCAGACGAUUCUAGAAAAAGUGAUGGUACAUCAGAGGACCAGGAAGUGGUUGGACAAGGAGAGAAGCUGGCUGACCAGAUCCAGCCCCCCAGGGAGGAGGCCGUAGUGCGGAUGACCAAGUACCGUGCCCCACAAGGACCAGGGGAUAUAGUCAUGAUACAGUCAGAACACACAGGUGCAGUGGAUGUCCUCUCUGCAGAGCUGGAGACUGCAGACCUCCUUGGUGAGCAGAGAAAAGCUCAGCCUCCUCCUCUGGCUCCACCCUCCACUUGGACCACUUGCAAGAUAAGGGAAUUUAAAGCCAAAAUGGGAAAGGAGAAGAAUACUCAGUUGGUGGUGAAACGGGGUGAAGUAGUGACAGUCCGGGUGCCAACACACCCAGAUGGGAAGCGUGUUUGCUGGGAGUUUGCUACGGAUGAUUAUGACAUUGGCUUUGGGGUCUACUUUGACUGGACUCCUGUCACCAGUACUGCCAUUACUGUGCAGGUCAGCGAAUCAAGUGAUGAGGAAGAUGAAGAGGAAGAAGAUGAGAUUGAAGGACUCACCCCAGUUGGAGAUGUGGAGAGGGGCUCUAAAAGCUCUCUACGAAACCGUUAUCGGGAGAUCAUGCCCGUGUACCGAAGGGACAGUCACCGGGAUGUGCAGGCAGGCAGCCAUGACUACCCGGGCGAGGGCAUCUACCUGCUCAAAUUUGACAACUCCUACUCCCUCCUACGCAACAAGACUCUCUUCUUUCAUGUCUAUUACACCAGCUGAAGGAGGGGAGGGAGUGGGGACAGCAGGCAGGUAACACUGAGCAAAAUAGGCUGCCAUCCAGGUCUGGCACCCCCUAACUGGCACUGCCCUAUGGCUGAGUGAGAGGCCUGGCUCUCUGCUCUCCUGUGGAUAAGAACAGGUUUUCCCCCAUUCCCUCCCAGCUUACUCACAGUAAAGGGUAGCUGUGGCUGCUCAGUUAUCCAAAGGCAACUCCUCUCGCUCUAAAUUUCAGGAAGCUUGCUCUGUGAAGUCAUCAGGCUGGGACUUUUCAUUACAGCCAGUAAAUUGUCAGAGGGUAGAUUCAGAUGGCAGCAGUUUCUUUCUAUUGCACUUGUAUGAACUGAAGCUGAAAUACCCUUUUAUUUAAAUGGAUCACCAGUGGGUAAUUGCCAACCAUGCUCUGCUAGCAGGCAAAGCCACCUGUACCACAGCCACUCUCCAGCUGCAUCCUGUCUGCAUUGCUGUACUUUACACACUAGCCAAACCUCCAUUAAUCUCUGUGUGGGGAUUCAUCCCUCCAACUACCUGAGUUGCAGCCUGCAUCAUCUGACCCCAUUCAUGGUGGUGUAGUCAUGUCACAAGUGCCAGACCCAAUCAUGUGAAACCUUUAUUUUGGAUCUUUGCAGAGGUAAUCAGUAGGAAGAUCUCCAUAGAAAAGAGAAAGCAGGUGUGGAUCGGGAGGUGGAUACAGAUCAUCCUGACUGUGGGGAUGUGUAAAAUUCCUGUCACCAACAAAAGUUUCUCUUACCUGUGGGGAAAAUUGAGCUGCGGCCUCUUGUGUUAAUGUAAAACUGUUAACGUCCCAGGUCAACACACUUUGAAUCUGAAAAAUAUGGGAUCAGCCUUUCCCUUAUAUACCCACCUGGAGUUAGUUAGGAAUAACUUCAGGGACUCACUAACGCAUUGAGGAAUGCAGCUCCUGGCCCACCUCAGGGGUUAGUAGUGGCAAUAGUGGUCAGCCUCUGCUCAGCCCUUGCCAGGAAUAAGCAAGGAUCACAUUAAUCUGUCAACAGAUGGGUUUUAAAGGGUAUUUAUUUGUAACUCUUCAAGAUUCAAAAUGAGUAUUUAUUUGAUUUUAUUCAAGAACCAUUUCCCUUCAAGGUAGCUGCUGAAUUUGCUCUGAGGUGCCUCUGUUUGGAGUUACUGAGUGACUUUGUGCAUGAUGAUUCUGGUGAAGUUCCAGUCUGACACCCUCCAGAUAUUGCCCUUCUGUGCAGAUCUAGCCCUCGCUGCAGAUGGGGUUAGUGUGGGGGUGUAUAAAGCCAAAGACUUCACUCUCCUAAGAAGCCCAAUAAUUCCCUGGUGAUUCCAUACCUCUUGAUAUAGGCCCUUUUUUUUAUCUGCUCUGCCUACUUAAGCACUCAGGAGCAAUAGGUAGGUCAGGGAGGUAAGAGCAGAGGGAGGUGUACCAUUGAGCAGCCCAUGCCAGUCUGCUGCUUCUGCGGUAGUGGGUGGGGAGGACAAGGCAGCAUAGGCUCAGGCACCAACAUGUGUUUUUGUUUUUCAGGAGAGGAAGGAGGCAGGGAGCACAACUGCUGUUCUAAAAAGUAAGGGAUGAGGAGCAGGGCUGCUCCUCCUUUAAGGGGCACAGAAACAAGGAGGGAGCAGCUGCAGCUCUUUUUCUCUUCCCAGGAAGGGAGAGGGGAGUGAAGAGCGGAGUGGCCCAGCCCAAGAGGAGCUGGAAGGUAAAGUAGCUGCCUAAUUCCAGGUAGCAUCAGUGGAGGGGCCCUGCAAGGAAGAAGAGAAGCAGGAUUUUUUUAAGGGUGGGGCCCUCCCUUCCCCUCUAAGCAGCCUGGGCAUGGGCUCCUUUCUCCCUGACCCCCUAACAGCCUGGGCAUGGAUGCCUGCUUCCUCCCCAAGCCCUCUUGAAGUGCCAGGGCAGGUACCUCCCUCUCCAGUUGCUUCCUUCCACAACCUCUCCCCCAGAGCCUGAUCAAGGAACCCCUCUUUUUUACUUUGGCUCUCAACUUCCUAAACACCAGAUGUGGAGCAGGGCCCUGCCCCACCCCUUAAAUAUUCUGCUUCUGACUGUAAAUCUCCGUGUUCCCCCACCCUGCUGUGUAAUGCAUCAGUGACUGCUAUGCAUUUGGCCUCUUGCUACAUAUUUUGGAGGGUCCUGCAUGCAUCUGGAAGAGGAGAGGUAUGCACUGUCUAGGCCACCAGCCGCUGUCUGAAAUAGGACUUAGUAAAUAAGGAAGACACGCUUGACCUGUGUAUAUAUAUACCAGCUAUUCUAGAGACUGCUGAUGUCAUGGAUUCUCAUGUGGAGAGUUCUACUCAGGGCCGGUGUUCUAGAACUGUCUCCAGGAUAAAUUGUUCCCCUUUAGCCAAUCAGAGACUGGUUCCUUUCUAGGUAAUUGGCAGCUGCUCCAAAUAGUCCUUAGCUAAGGUGGACUGUACAGUAGAUGGGAAUCCCAGUGUUCAGUCCUGCCCCUCUGAAAUAGACACAGAUCUUUCUUCUGAGGCUCAGUCCACUUCAUCAGAUUUGCCCCUUUCUUGACUCCUUGAUUAAAGACAAAUGGUCCUUGUAUAUGAUGUGCAGUCCCACGCUGGUAUAUGUGCCAGUCUUAUUACCUCAUUGUGUCUAUAGCCAUGUUUGCUGCUGACUGGAGUAAAAGGGCCUUGACACAUCUUCCUUCAUUGUUGAUAUUUCACUAGAGUAGCUUGUAUUUCCCAUAAGUACUAAACAGCUGUAAGUGGAGAAUAUUUAAUCUACAAUAAUGAAAGCUUCACAGCUUCCAGAAUAAGUCACACUUAACUUGGAAACGAAAGACCAAAGAAAUGUGAACAUAUUGGUGACCUUGUCACCCAGGUACUGAAUGAAAAUAUAUGGGUGACUGACUGAGAACCACUUAUCUUUGGAAUGAUGUCCACACUGUGUGCAACGGCAGUCAAAAAAGCAAAUGAGAUGUUAAGAUAUUCUCUAUCCCUUUUUUAAUUAUUCCUAUUGCCCUUAUAUAAAUCCAUGGUAUGCCCACAUCUUGAAUACUGCAUACAGAUGUGGUCCCCUCAUCUCAAAAAAGAUAUACUGGCAUUAGAAAAGGUUCAGAAAAAGGCAACUAAAAUGAUUAGGGGUUUGGAACGGGUCCUGUAUGAGGAGAGAUUAAAGAGGUUAGGACUUUUCAGCUUGGAAAAGAGGAGACUAAGGGGGGAUAUGAUAGAGGUAUAUAAAAUCAUGAGUGGUGUGGAGAAAGUGAAUAAGGAAAUGUUAUUUACUUGUUCCCAUAAUAUAAGAACUAGGGGCCACCAAUGAAAUUAAUGGGCAGUAGGCUUAAAACAAACAAAAGAAAGUUCUUCUUCACUCAGGGCACAGUCAACCUGUGGAACUCCUUGCCUGAGGAGGUUGUGAAGGCUAGGACUAUAACAGAGUUUAAAAGAGAACCUCCAUGAAUGUAUCCAGUUAAGUCCGUUAAUGGCUAUUAGCCAGGAUGGGUAAGGAAUGGUGUCCCUAGCUUCUGUUUGUCAGAGGGUGGAGAUGGAUGGCAGGAGAGAGAUCACUUGAUCAUUACCUGUUAGGUUCACUCCCUCUGGGGCACCUGGCAUUGGCCACUGUCAGUAGACAGGAUACUGGGCUGGAUGGACCUUUGGUCUGAUCCAGUAUGGCCAUUCUUAUGUUCUUAUGAAUGGUUUGCAGUUGUUCCUAAUUGUUCUUAGUCAAGUCAGUAACUCAGCCUUUAGUCUUGUUAAGAUACUUUAAUCAAGUCUCUAGCAGAAGGCAUAUUCAGUUAGCAAGGAAAGGAUGCUGUAUAGCCAGUGGUUUUCAGCAGUUAUUUCCAUUUAGUGUAUGGCAUCUUAAGUCCCAGUCAGAUCAAAGGAAUAAUUUCCUCUCCUUGUCUCACUCCUCGUUAAGCUACAGCUUCCUUGGUACCUCUGCCCACAAUACCUACUAGGCUUGUAUCCAGCCCUGGUACCUGUAGCUGAAGCAGUGCUGGGGAGACCUCCAUUCUAACUGCAAACACUGGGAACUCUGACUCCUGAGUCUGAGAUGAAAAGUGAAUUCUGAAAUAGAUUCUAGUUUUGCAAGGACAUUAGUAACCUAAAAAUGUUCACUUCAAGGAAAGUUCCUAACUUGUUUCCAUGGAGUGAUGCUUUUGUGUGUUUUCCUCUCCUAUAGUUUGUGACUAGAAAAAAAACUAAAACCUCACCAGAGAAAAAAUUUUUAUAUGUGGCAAACAGUGUGUGUCUUCCUCCUGUGUGUGGCUUUUGUGACUGAAAGAAACAAACUGUGUUUUGUGUACAGAAACAAAUCGUGGCUGGACUUGGGUAGGAGAUAAGUGGGGAGCCAUGUUACAUGUCCAGUGGCUGUGCCUUGGUGACUCUGGAGCCGGAAGGAGCUCAUUAGAUAUCCUUGCAGGGUGGGGUUUUGGGAGAGAUCUCUAUUCUAGUUCACUUGCAUCCCAGUUUAAUUUUUUUCUUCUUUUUCUCCUCUCCUCCCCCCCAAAAGCCACUCCCUAAGCAUUUAUCAUGUGGUGCCUUGAAACAAGAGGGAGUGAAACCAGAGCCAUAGACUUUAUCAUUUACUUUCCUCAGACCCUUAAUUGCAAGGGUUUCCUCCCCCUCACUUCUCUACCUACCUUCCAAAUAGCACACCUGGAAGUUAGGCUGGUGAUCCCCUAUAGUCUGUCAUAGUUUCAGAGUAACUGCACCUGUAUCCACACAUCCCACUGUGGUCUGCUCCAGGAGGGCCCAAUCAGGUCUCCAGCUGUCACUUGUCUCUGGGCAAGGACCUUUGUCCCACUCCCUUUUCACUGGGGGUUUUAAAGCUGCACAUGUCCUUGCCUUACACUGUGGUAUCCCCCCAAACCAGUCUACCUAACAGCCAGUGGCUGUGUGUUGCUUUCUCUCUGAGGGCUCUGAACAGUGUAUUGCCAGCAGUUACAAGUUAUCACACAGCUCUUUCUAAGCAAGCACCUUUAUUAAGGUAAAAGCAUUACAGAGAAAACCUAUUAAAAACAAUAAAUUCCUAUACACAUGCUAAAAGCUUAUCAGAGGUUACCCUGAUCAGUCAAAGGGGGUGCUAUUAGGCGAAAGUCUUUCCAACCUUCUGCAAGGAUUGGGGCUUCCCUCAGAUAUAAGAUCCUGUCUGUUUGCAGGAUCAGAAAGGAGGCCUGAGUCAGUUUAAACCUAGCUGUUUUAUAUCAAAAGCACUUUCUUUGUCUGUUUGUCUCCUAGUUUGAACCAGUAAGUGUGCAAGCCUUCUUGGGGGUGGUAUCUUUCUACAGGUGUUUACAACCUAAGUGAUUCAUCUUAAUCACCCCCACUAUUUUUCGUUCCUCAGGGGGCUGUGAUGACCCUCCCACCUGAAGUUUCGUACAAUCCCUGGCCCACAGUGAUACAGAAACUUAAAACAAUAUGGUCCCCAAAGAUUGCAACUACAUGCAAUAUAUGUCAGUCUGUUCCUGGCAAAUUAAAACUGCUUUAACUGAGACCUUCUCACCAAGGAGGUGAGGAUUACAACUGAAAGCCUGAGCUCUCUGGCACCACAGGGCCAUUGCCUUCAAAAGGUGUCUUUGUUACUACUGAGCAUGCAUAGUGGAAUGCUUAAGUGCUAUUUUUUCUUGAGGGAGUUGUAGAUGGGUGGAUGCCAAGGCAGUUACAAUGAGAAGGACUUGUGACAAUGCUAACCGAACACAAAAGUAGCAGAUCUUGUGGCCACACUCUAGUGGAGUGUAUGAAUCCAGAGUUGGAGUUGUUAUAUGCUGCUGUGUACUGUGGAACUAGAUGUAGUAUCAAAGCUGCAAAAAUCUCUAAAUUUUAGAUGACUUGUUCUCCUUUCCCAUAUUUGGUAGAACCAUGGCUACAUGCUGUAAUGGACAGUGCAUUGCUAGGCAUAUCCAUAUUAAGACGGCAUGCAGAUCAAAUAGGGACAGUCAUUGAAAUUGUACCAUGGUAAAUUCAGAAUUCGCCUCCUUGACAAGAAUUUAGCAAGAUUCAAAGAGUGAUGGGACACUUAUGGAUUACAAGAAUGUCCAGGGUUAUUGCAGUAAAUACUAAAUUAAAAUGAAGUUCUAGAAGAGGUCAAACACCACACGCUUCAGGGCUCAAAUCAAUCUGUUACUAUCAGGAGUUGCGAGGAGACUGCCUGAAGGGACAGACUAUCCCCUUGUUUACCAACUAUGGCGUUUCUUGCACCUUCCUCUGAAGUAUCUGGUGUGGGCUGCUGCUGGAGACAGGAUACCAUGUGAGAAGGUCUGAUCCAGUAUGACAAUUCCAUAUAUUCCGGUCUCCUAUUUACCUGUGACUCUUGGAAGUGUCAGCUGAAGAAAUGUGUACUCCUCUCCUGUCUGACAGUUUAAGACUCUGUAAUUCAUAUGGAAUAAGAAUCUGAUUUGUGACUGGCUAGAAUGGAUGAUGGGUAAAAGUGAGACCAGUGGUUUGAGCAUUGGCCUGCUAAACCCAGGGUUGUGAGUUCAAUCCUUGAGGGGGCUGUUAAGUUGAUCUGGGGCAAAAAACGGGGAUUGGUUCUGCUUUGAGCAGGGGGUUGGACUAGAUGAUCUCCUGAGGUCCCUUCCAACCCUGAUAUUUUGUGAUACAGACUGAGAUGUUAGAUGCCAGCCAUCAUGCCAGGAGCUAUAGAGGCAUCGCCAAGUGACCACUUUGAAUUUUAGUUACUUUUGAAAACUUUCAGUGGUUGAAGGCAGCCUCCCAGAGGCCUCUAAGGUACCCUCAUGACAGCAGUCUACAAGAUGGAAAGGCCAGUCCCCACCUCUGCAACAUGCCCCUCAGUAGCCUUUCAAUGGGGAAUGUCUUGUAUCUGGACACACCUUAAAGGUUUAUUUUCUUGAUCUGUGGUCUUUUUGUCAGUCCUCAUCUGUGUGAUGUGAAAUGUUUUUUAAUGUACUGUAGUUUCAAACUGAGUCAAGUUCUUUGCACCAAACUGCUGCUCUUUGUCCUUCCAAGGGAUUGUUUUUAAACAUCAAAAGGAUACUUUACCAAAAUGUGGCACUGAAUGUUUUGCUCUAUGGCCCAAAGAAAGUCUAUUUCUAGUGUGCUUGCAUUUCCUUCUACAGCUGAGUUAGCGUGUUCAUCUUCAGUAUGGUGUGGCUGUUUUGUGACAUGUAUUGUUUGAGUUCCAAACUCUUUAAAUAAACUUUUCACUAUGCAA
Chelonia mydas (Green sea turtle) is the source of this 8243-nucleotide messenger RNA. It is a transcript of the gene TMED8, whose product is annotated as transmembrane p24 trafficking protein family member 8. The transcript has 7 exons. Lineage: Eukaryota; Metazoa; Chordata; Testudines; Cheloniidae. The coding region runs from base 494 to 1138 and encodes 214 amino acids. The record is from RefSeq and is a predicted model, not a curated record.